Marchantia polymorpha subsp. ruderalis is the source of this 1216-nucleotide messenger RNA. The record is from the annotation of a GenBank genome assembly. Lineage: Eukaryota; Viridiplantae; Streptophyta; Marchantiopsida; Marchantiales; Marchantiaceae.
AGAAGUCUUUCCUCUCCUGCGGCAAUCGGCAAGCUUCACCUCUCUAGAAAUCCAGCUUGCAGCUGCACCACAGAGGAGAGUCUUCUACAAUUUUAGAUUGAGAUUCGCAGGUCUUCGCCUUAACUUCACUCAGCGCACUUGCUUUCGUUCGCUACAGCUUCCAAAAUGGCACCCCAAUUUCAGAAGAUGGUUGUGGUUCUCGUUGCACUGGUCAUCUUUCAGAGUGGUCCUUCUGUGGCACAAGGCCCAGUAUCAGCACCAUCCACGACACCGACCCAGGCUCCGCCUGCAACUCCCACAGUUCCUCCUCCCACCACCAAUCCCACUGUCCCUCCGACCGUGAGCCCCACCCCACCAGCAUCCCCUCCCACCGUGAGCUCCACCCCACCAGCAUCCCCUCCCACCGUGAGCUCCACCCCACCAGCAUCCCCUCCCACCGUGAGCUCCACCCCACCAGCAUCCCCUCCUACCGUGAGCACCGCCCCACCAGCAUUCCCCCCUUCUGCAUCCCCGCCCACUUUCGUCAUCAUCACCGAACCUACCGAGGCUCCUCCAUCCGUGCCCACAGCCACUCCUUCCACCCCCAAGCCAUCUCCCGAACUCAGCUCUGCGAACUCAGCUCCUGCACCUGGACCUGCAUCCGAACAGAGCGCUGGAGUGAUGACGACCGUUUCCAGAUGGACAACUCUUGUGCUCGCUUCAGGUCUUCUGGUUGCCGUAGCAUUGUAGGUGGUCUUAUGACUCUCUCGGGUCCUCGAUUUUAGAUUCCCCUCAAUCAUUAUGUUAUAUUAGUCUAAUUGCAAGGUAGAAUAAUUUACAAUGCUAUGGACAAUGGACCGAGAUGUCGAAAAAAAAGCUGUAGAAAAACUGUGAUCGAUUCAUGUACUCAGAGAGAACUCGGUUCGUUCUCGUGAAUCAUCCUGUCAAGCUAGAUGAACGUGUCAACGAAUAGUCAGGAUUAAGACUCAAAUUGCGCUGCUCAGUUCAGAACGGUUUCCAGUUGAACCUGCUGCGGUGACGUCUUCGACUCACUUUAAUGAAAGAUAGAAAGGGUACAUUUAGCAAAGCCAUUUCUGAUAUGAAAAAUACUCAAAAGAUUUUGAGAAUGAUUUAGCUCACGGAUUGAGAGUAUGUGCUCCGGUGCGUGCCUUGCCCACACAUGGGCUAGUUUGCUGUGAUUCAACCAAAAUCCAUCAACGAUAUUACCAUUGAGUUU